Molecule: messenger RNA, 1961 nt
Organism: Sarcophilus harrisii (Tasmanian devil)
Lineage: Eukaryota; Metazoa; Chordata; Mammalia; Dasyuromorphia; Dasyuridae
Gene: TFB2M
Product: transcription factor B2, mitochondrial
Exons: 8
Coding region: 149-1324 (391 amino acids)
Biological process (GO): rRNA methylation; transcription initiation at mitochondrial promoter
Cellular component (GO): mitochondrial matrix
Molecular function (GO): mitochondrial transcription factor activity; rRNA (adenine-N6,N6-)-dimethyltransferase activity
Source: RefSeq, a predicted model, not a curated record
GCGCACUGUCAGAAAGGUCGUACGCGUGCGGCUAGUUGAAUGAAGUUGGUGUUUGUGGGCCCGGCUUCAUCCCCGGCCGCGGCCCGGGCUCCGGCCCCGGCUCCGGCCCCAGCCCUGGCUCCGACAGGCAGACCCUGAGGAGGAGAAGAUGUGGGGGUCGGUGACGGCGCUUCCCGUGCGGUUGUCGCUGGCGACAGUGGUCGGAGCCUGCUUUCGCCACUGCCGCUGGGAGACGGGCGCGGGGUUCCUGACGCGGCCUCACCGGGGCCUGUCCCAGUCGUGCGUGGAACUGCGAUCCUUACCCAAAGUUGGGAAGUCGGGGCCGUCUUCGAAGAGCAGGAAAUGGCAGAGGCUUUUCCCGGGCAACGCGGAAGUGGCGAACACCGUGGUGCAGCUGCUGCAGGCAGGGCCUCCUGGAGCCUGCCCGCGGGUCCUCGAGUGCAAUCCCGGGCCUGGAAUGAUUACUUCUGCAUUACUCAAUGCUGGUUUACAAGUGGUUGCACUUGAAAGUGACUUGACUUUUCUUCAAUAUUUAACGACCCUAAAAAACUGUCUAGAUGGACAACUAGAAGUAAUCUACUGUGACUUCUUCCUUCGAGAUCCCAAUAAUAGAACAUUAUCACCACCUGUUAUGUUUACUGAAACGCUUUUCAAGAAUUUGGGAAUAAACGAAGUUCCAUGGGCAGCAGAUGUUCCUGUAAAGAUAGUUGGAUUCCUCCCAACUAAAAACGAAAGAAGUGUACUUUGGAAAUUAUUAUAUGACCUUUAUUCUUGUAGUUCCAUAUAUAACUAUGGACGGGUAGAAUUAAAUAUGUUUAUUAGUGAAAAAGAAUACAAGAAAAUCACUUCAAAGCCAGGUGAAAAAUAUUAUCAACCCAUAAGUGUUCUCUGGCAAACAGCUUGUGAGAUAAAGCUUUUGCAUAUGGAGCCUUUAUCAUCUUUUGUAACCUUCAAAAAUGGAUCACUGGUAUCACUAAAGAACAAGGAAUUGGAAAAUAAGCAUCUGUAUUUUAUUCGAUUAACUCCUCGAAGAAAUUUAUUUACAGAUAAUUUAACACCUGUAAACUCAUAUAAUUUUAUAUGCAUGGUUAAACAAUGUCUUAACAAGAGCAAAUCUAAAUUAAUUGAUAUGUUUAGCUCAUGGAGUGUAUGUGAUCCAGAAGCUUUACUUCAACAACUAAACAAACAGAACCAUGAACUUAUAGGCAGUUUGUACCCAGAAGAGUUUAAACAUCUUUUUGAAGCUUUGGAGUGUUCUGAAACUUUUACCCAAAAAUGGAUAUAUGAUCAUUAUAUACAAAAUGCAACUCUAGCUAGCCCUUAAGUCACAAGGAUUUUGUUAAUUGGAGAAGUUACUUUCAGAAAUUAUGAUGCAAAUUAAAAAGGAAUGGGUUAGGAAAAUUUGCGUCCUUUUAACUGGGAAUAAAUGGUUUUGUUUUACAAAGUCAGAGGAUAAAUUGGCUGAAAAUUCAUGCUGAUUUUUUUUUUAACAGUUGGUGCUGUUAAAUAUAUAAAAUGUGUAAAUAAAAUUUUCAUUUAACUACUGAUUUGAUGACCUGAAAAUUAACGGUUUGUUUUUUGUUUUGCAAAAUUCUUCACUAUUACUUAACUGCUUAGUAAAUUGUAUCAACUAUCAAAGGGAAAUUUAUUUAGGUUAAAUUCUAGCCCUAUUCAACAUUUUAAAUUGAAUACAUUUAAGAAUUAUACUUUUACAUGGAUUUACUGCUGGUUACAUUUCAUCAGUCUUAAAAAGCAAAUAAGAUUGACCCAAUUAAUUGCAAGUUUUACUUUUCAGGUUUGUAAAGUUAUGGUUGCAAGACCUGAAAAAUAAAAUUUAAAAAUAUUUUAUUUAAGCUUUUUUUUUUAAUCGGAAUUUCUUUCCUAAUGGGUUUUGUGUUAUUCUUACAAAGCCUAAAUUUUUUAAUCUAAAUACUUCAAUGACAUAAUAUAUACAUUUGUUA